Messenger RNA from Podarcis lilfordi (Lilford's wall lizard), 21478 nucleotides. The record is from the annotation of a GenBank genome assembly. NCBI's taxonomy places the organism in Eukaryota, Metazoa, Chordata, Lepidosauria, Squamata, Lacertidae.
AUGUCUGGAAUCCUGGGGAAAAUGCGGAAGUUGGGGAGCUCCGACCUGGAGGAUUCGGAAUCGAUGGACGACCACUUGGAAGGCGAGGAGUCGGGCGCAGGCACGCCUGGCUGCAACAGGUCGACCAAGCACAGCAUCUUCCCCAAGCGGGCGCGGUUCGGGAUUGGGGACGGAGACAAGGACACGGCUCCCAUGGAUUCUUUCUACCAGAUGGACCACAUGGUGUCCAGUCCCAUCCUGAAGUUCAGCCUCAGCUUGGAGCGAGGGAGGUGUGGCAACCACUCUCCAAAGUGAGUGGGUCCCGGGGGGGGGGCUUUGAGAUACGCUUGGGGGUCUAAGAUGCUCUGCCCUUAACCCCCCCUCUGUAGAAAAAUGAGGGAGGGAGAAGAACUCCAAUUCGGUUCGGAUUUCAAAACGAAGUUACAUCAUUCGCACUUUCCAAAAUACAGUGGUACCUCGGGUUACAGACACUUCAGGUUACAGACGCUUCAGGUUACAGACUCCGCUAACCCAGAAAUAGUACCUCGGGUUAAGAACUUUGCUUCAGGAUGAGAACAGAAAGCGUGCUGUGGCGGGAGGCCCCAUUAGCUAAAGUGGUGCUUCAGGUUAAGAACAGUUUCAGGUUAAGAACGGACCUCCGGAACGAAUUAAGUUCUUAACCUGAGGUACCACUGUACCUCGGGUUACAGACACUUCAGGUUACAGACUCUGCUAACCCAGAAAUAGUACCUCAGGUUAAGUACUUUGCUUCAGGAUGAGAACAGAAAUCGCGCAGUGGUGGCGCAGCGGCAGCAGGAGGCCCCAUUAGCUAAAGUUGUGCUUCAGGUUAAGAACAGUUUCAGGUUAAGAACGGACCUCCAGAACAAAUUAAGUUCUUAACCCGAGGUACCACUGUAACAUGUGAAUUGAAGUGUACCAGCCGAGGAAGGGAGACCAGGAAGGUGGUGUUUGUUCCUGGCUGUCAGGGUUCGAUCUGAUCUGUUUUAUCACAGCUCUAUGCUGCUUUUCAUUUGAAGGAAUCCCAAAGCAGCUUGCAAACAAGCCUCGGUUGUCGAACGUAAUCCAUACCAGAAGACCGUUCAGCUUCCAAAACGUUCAACAACCAAGCCACGGCUUCCGAUUGGUUGCAAGAGCUUCUUGCACUUGGGUAGAAGCUGAGUCAGACGUUCGAGUUCCGAGGAACGUUCAGAAACUGGAGCAUUUACGGUACUUUGGGGUUUUCAGCGUUCAGGGGCCAAAACGUUCGAAAACGGAGCCGUUCGAGAGCCGAGGUUUGACUGUAGCAUGAUAGAACAGAACACAGCAUAAAUCACAUCAAACGAUUAACAAAUCAUCUGUGAAACAGAUAUGAUACAAAACGAUGUUAGCAACUUAAAAAACUAUAUGAUUGACAAAUCAGCAUUUAGAAAGCAACAUUGCCAACAGAACAGCAGCCAAAAAAUAAACUAAGCCCUCUCAACUAUGCAUGUCAGGCUGUAGAUCUUCAUGCUCUCAAUGCCUCUUUAACUGGCCCUCAAAGGGUUGCCAUGUUUCAAAAAGUGAAAAUCCGGACACAAAAGUUGUUGAGCUUCCCCCCUGCCCCCACACAUAGAGAGAGAGAGGUGUGAGUGUGUGUCUAGAAACCAGCCCACCAGACAAAGGUAAAAUUGGCAUCAUGUGUUGCUCUGCCCACCAAAGGCAUGUGGCCCCUGAGAGGUUACCCAGAAGUGAAUGUGGCCCUCAAGCUGACAUGGUGGUACAUGUGGGGGGGGGAGCGAUAUAUUUGAGGGCUGAGCCAUUGCUCUCCAGGAGGAGCCAGUAACCCACAGUCCUCCUUCCUCGUGGCAGACUUCUUCAUCGCGGGGCCCGCCGAGGAGCCUCCAUGGGCGUGCGCCCCGAGAAAUCGUUCAGGAUCUACGACCGAAGGAGGCUCUUUGACGCGGUGGCCCAGGGGGAUCCGAGCGAGCUGGACGACCUGCUCACCUACCUCCUGGAGACCCUGAAAAACCUGACGGAUGAGGAGUUCAAAGGUAAGCGGGGGUUGUGUGCCAUUGCUCUCUUCUGGGGUUUGGGACGCGAAAGCCAUUUCUAGAGCAUGGAGGAUAUUUCCUUGGAAGGCAGCGAGUAAGACUUAGAGCAAUGAGUGGGUGAGUGGGGGGAAGCUUUGCUGGCCUGAGGGCCACAUUUCCUCCCAAGCAAGCUUCCAGGGGCCACAGACCACACACACACCACCACCACCCAUCUAGACAAGCAUGAGGGAUUGUCACAAAUUUCCAGCUAAGGAAAGACACUCAAGGAAGGGGUGGAGCAGAGUCAAUGAGGGGUGUGGCCUGAGCAGAGACCUGAGGGCCAGGUAGAGAUGUAUGGAUGUAUGGAGGGCCACAUUUGGGACUCAGGUUCCCAGCUUCGGAUUUACAGGCCUGGUUGACAGCUAUAGGUAAAGGUAAAGGUACCCCUGCCCGUACGGGCCAGUCGUGUCCGACUCUAGGGUUGUGCGCCCAUCUCACUUAAGAGGCCGGGGGCCAGCGCUGUCCGCAGACACUUCCGGGUCACGUGGCCAGCAUGACGAAGCUGCUCUGGCGAGCCAGCACCAGCGCAGCACACGGAAAUGCCGUUUACCUUCCCGCUAGAAAGCGGUACCUAUUUAUCUACUUGCACUUGGGGGUGCUUUCGAACUGCUAGGUGGGCAGGAGCUGGGACCAAAAGACGGGAGCUCACCCUGCUGCGGGGAUUCGAACCGCCGACCAUGCAAUCGGCAAGUCCUAGGCACUGAGGUUUUACCCACAGCGCCACCCGCUGUGGGUUGACAGCUACAUUUUCUAUCUAUUUUUUGCCUGGGCCUCUGCUGCCCAGUACGGAUUCCAGGAUUUACACAUAUACACACUAAGGGGAAAUCUUGGGCCUGGCAUCCUCAGUGACCCCUUGAAUGGGGAAGGACCUGCAAGCUAAGAUUCUCUUAGGCUGCAUCUGAUCUCCUUGGGUACAUUUUGCAGAGUGGCAACGUUAGCACUGUCAUGGCAAGGGCGCCCUCUGCUGCUCUUGGGAGUCUUGGCACAUGCCCUAUCUUCCAAGAUCUUGCCAUCCUCUGGCGCCAGACCUGGAGACAAGUACCCUCAUUAUGCACCUCCACUGCUUGCUCCCAUUUUGCCUGGACGUAUAAAUUUUGUGUGUUUCCUCCCCCAGAACCAGAUACUGGGAAGACAUGCUUGUUGAAAGCCAUGCUGAACCUCCACAACGGCCGGAACGACACCAUCCCUCUCCUGCUGGAGAUUGCAGAGAAGACGGACAACCUGAAGGAGUUUGUGAAUGCCGAAUACACAGACAGCUACUACAAGGGUAAGGAGUGUGCGAUUGCCGUGGGUGGUGAGACGUGUAUGCAGCUAUUAACGGGGGCAGAGGGUGGAGACCGACUUUCCAGCUUACGGUUCUGCCUCCUCUUCAGGCCAAACCGCGCUGCACAUCGCCAUCGAGAGACGAAACAUGUACCUUGUGGACCUCCUGGUCAGGAACGGCGCCGACGUCCACGCGAAAGCCCACGGGGAGUUCUUCCAGAAAAUCAGCGGCAGGCCCGGGUUUUAUUUUGGUAGGCGCUGUCUUUGGAAGGGUCCUAGGUCUUGAGUUGGAUGGGGGCUGGCCGAGCCAGGAGGAGAGGCCGACAGAAGACCCCCAUGGAGGGACCCCGUGGGCUGGGAAGGUUUCUAGCUGGGUCAGGAGAGCCUGAGGAAGAGGAUCCAAACAUUAAAGCUUUGGGUAGAAACCACAACCUGAGCUCGAGUUCUCCACCUGGCAGGAGCCAGGGCAGGAUAGGAUACCUUGCUCCCUGCCCCCCUCAUGUGACUCUGAUGGUCCAUCGUUGUUCCCACCAGGUGAACUGCCGCUCUCUUUGGCUGCCUGCACAAACCAGCUCAACAUCGUGAAGUACCUUCUCGAUAACCCCUACCACCCGGCCAACAUUGCCACCCAGGAUUCCAUAGGCAACACUGUCCUCCACGCUUUGGUGGAGAUCGCCGACAACACGGAGGACAACACCAAGUUUGUUACCAAGAUGUACAACGACAUCCUCAUCCUGGGAGCCAGGCUCAACCCCACCCUCAAGCUGGAAGAUAUCGCCAACCGAAGGGGGCUGACACCGCUGACCCUGGCGGCCAAGACUGGGAAAAUACAGGUAGGUUGUGUGAGCUGCUCGAAAUGAUCAGGCACACUCAUUCCCAGUGCGCAGCUUGGAAGUCAUUUUGGACUCACGGCUGUCCAUGGAGGCGUAGGUUAAUUCUGUGUCCAGGGCAGCUGUCUACCAGCUCCAUCUGGUACACAGGCUGAGGCCCUCCCUGCCCAAAGACUGUCUGGCCAGAGUGGUGCAUGCUCUGGUUAUCUCCUGCUUGGACUACUGCAACAUGCUCUACGCGGGGCUACCUUUGAAAGUGACCCGGAAACUGCAUUUAAUCCAGAAUGCGGAAGCUAGACUGGUGACUGGGAGUGGCCACUGAGACCAUAUAACACCGGUCCUGAAAGACCUACAUUGGUUCCCAGUAUGUUUCUGAGCACAAUUCAAAGUGUUGGUGCUGACCUUUAAAGCCCUAAACAGCCUCAGCCCAGUAUACCUGAAGGAGCGUCUCCACCCCCAUCGUUCAGCCCGGACACUGAGGUCCAGCUCCAAGGGCCUUCUGGUGCUUCCCUCACUGCGAGAAGUGAAGCUACAGGGAACCAGGCAAAGGACCUUCUCGGUAGUGGUGCCCGCCCUAUGGAACGCCCUCCCACCAGAUGUCAAGGAAAUAAACAACUAUCUGACAUCUGAAGACAGCCCUGUUUAGGGAAGUUUUUAAGGUUUGAUGUUUUAUCGUGUUUUUAAUAUUCUGCUGGGAGCCGCCCAGAGUGGCUGGGUUGAAACCAAAGUGGCCCAGAUGUGGUAACCUUUCCUUUUUAAGCUUUGCAAGAGAAGCUUGAUUUGGUCCGCCAAGGUUUGAGAGAUAACAAAUGCAAGCUGAAUUCAGAACACAAAUCUCCCCAAAUGGUAAGUCCUACGUCUUUCCCCGGCUCCUUUCUUAUAGUGAUUUUUCCCCCUUAUGAUUUUAAAAUCAUAAAAUUUUGUAGUUGGAAAGAGCCCAUGAAUCAUCUAGUCCAUAUCCUUGCAAUGCAGAGGAAUCACAGCUCACCUGUUGACGCAGGGUCUUUGUGAGUGUUUCUGCUGGAAUUGUCCUGGGUUUGAUUCCCAGGAAUUAAAAAAGACAGAAUUAAAGACUUCCUGUGAAUCCCAAGUGCUGACUGGGGACAGGAGACUUCCUGUUUCCUCUCUGUAUGAUUUACUGUUUCUCCCUGGAAUCUAUAAAUAGUAUAGUAUAAAUAGUAUACUAUAAAUAGUAAAUUAUUAUUAUUAUUUGGCAACACCAACCAGCAAUCCAUCUGGAGAUCAGAGCUAGAUUAAUUUUGUCAGUUGCACAGCAUGGGAAUGGGGCUACCAGGGCAAUUGCCCUGGGCACAAAAAUGUUGAGGGGCACACCUUUGCAGCUGCCGCCCUGACAGGAUCUGCUCUCCAUCCUGUCUGCCUCACCUGGGCAGCGCGCCAAGCAGGAGCUGGGAAAGGAUGGGCCCUUGCAUCUCUCAGCUUCAUGCCAUCCCACCCACCCAGCCAGCCAGCGGGGGAGGCAGGGGGGUGGCGAGACUCAUGGUGACAGUGACGCCACAGCCCCAAGAGGCAUACACACACAUACACGCUGCUCUGCAGCUCUGUCCAGCAGUAGCAGCGCUGCAUGGAGGUGUCAGGGGGCGUAAUAUUUGUCUUGGGAAGGUAAAAUACUGAUCUUGCCCUGGCCGCUGGCAACUCAUGCUAUGCCACUGAUGUUGUGACUCAUUUUGCAGCGUCUGUGGCUCGAAACUCACCCUGCACUCACUUGGCGGUCUCAAGCCAGCCACUGUUCUUUCCGUCUGGGCUCCUGCGUCUGCAGAAUGGUGCUAAUAGCAUAGUAAAGGUAAAAGUAAAGGGACCCCUGACCAUUAGGUCCAGUCAUGGCUGACUCUGGGGUUGUGGCGCUCAUCUCGCUUUAUUGGCCGAGGGAGCCGGCGUAUAGCUUCCGACUAAGCUGCUUCUGGCGAACCAGAGCAGCGCACGGAAACACCGUUUACCUUCCCGCCGGAGCGGUACUUAUUUAUCUACUUGCACAUGAUGUGCUUUCGAACUGGUAGGUGGGCAGGAGCUGGGACCAAGCAACGGGAGCUCACCCCAUCACAGGGAUUUGAACCGCCGACCUUCUGAUCGGCAAGUCCUAGGCUCUGUGGUUUAACCCCCAGCGCCACCCGCGUCCUAAUAGCAUAGUAGCUAAUAGUAUAAUAGCCCCGCCUUGUUGUUGCAAGGCAGAGGUGCCCAAGCUUCUGUUGGCAUAUGUUUUCUGACUGAAAGCAUUCCAUUCUAGUUCUCAAAAAUAGUUUGGUUUUUUUAAAAGCUACAUAAAAACAACAGCACCGGUAGUACUCAACCCUGAGCGAGGUCACUGUUUGGUUUCGAAGGAGGCAUAUGAGGAACCGUGACUCAGGAAGGGAUGCAGCCGUCGCCUGAGACUGCAGCACCUCUGAGUCAAGAGUGACUGAAUGAUCUGAUUCCAGGGAGAAACAGUAAAUCAUACAGAGAGGUAACAGGAAGUCUCCUGUCCCCAGUCAGCACUUGGGAUUCACAGGAAGUCUUUAAUUCUGUCUUUUUUAAUUCCUGGGAAUCAAACCCAGGACAAUUCCAGCAGAAACACUCACAAAGACUCUGCGUCAACAGGUGAGCUGUGAUUCCUCUGCAUUGCAAGGAUAUGGACUAGAUGAUUCACGGGCUCUUUCCAACUACAAAAUUUUAUGAUUUUAAAAUCAUAAGGGGAAAAAAUCACUAUAAGAAAGGAGCCGGGGAAAGACGUAGGACUUACCAUUUGGGGAGAUUUGUGUUCUGAAUUCAUCUUGCAUUUGUUAUCUCUCAAACCUUGGCUGACCAAAUCAAGCUUCUCUUGCAAAGCUUAAAAAGGAAAGGUUACCACAUCUGGGCCACUUUGGUUUAGAGAAAAGGCAAGUAAGAGGAGAUAAGGUGGAAGUGUAUAAAAUUAUCAGCAGAGUGGAGAAAGCAGACAGAGAAAAGUUCUUCUCCCUCUCUCGCAAUAGUAGGACUUAGCGGGAUGUCCCAUGAAACUGAGUGUUGAAAUAUUCAGGACAGAGAAAACAAAGCGCUUCUUCACACAGAGCAUAGCUAAACUAUGGCUUUAAAAGAUGACGAGACACAGAGGACAAGGGUGCUGGUGGCUACUGGUCACAAUGGCCACGUUCUCCCUCUGCAGUCUGCCUCUGAAUUUCUGUUCCUGAGAAUCACAAGUGGGAAGAAGAGUUACUGCUGUCCCAGGUCCUGCUUGCAGGCAUCCCAUAAUGACCACUGUGAGAACAGGAUGCCGGGCCAGAUGGGCCCUCUAGAUGGGCCUGACCCUGUGGGUCUUUUCCUUGUGUUCUCAUGGCUAGGUCUUUGCGUACAUCCUCAGACGGGAGAUCAAGGAGCCGGAGUGUCGCCACCUGUCCCGGAAGUUCACAGAAUGGGCUUAUGGGCCCGUUCACUCGUCACUCUACGACCUGUCCAGUAUCGACACCUGCGAGAAGAACUCAGUCCUGGAGAUCAUCGCUUACAGCAGCGAGACGCCGGUAUGUCUGAGGCCUGAUUCCCUGGCCUCCAGUACCACAGCUUAGAGGUUUCUUUGAUGGCCCUCAGUGAGGUUAGGUUUAGGGAUGGGCCAAUCUGCCACAGUCCGCUUCCAGAUGUCCAGUUUGCAAUGUAUAUAUAUUUUAAAAUACCCUAAUGAAAAUUUGUCACCAUCAGGGCGAAUUCCUCCUACCAUACCCAGGGUCCCUUCCAACUCUACAAUUCUAUGAUUCUAUCCAACUUAGCUUAAUUUUUUGUGUGCAAUGCAUUUUGGUAUUUUAUUUUCACAUAUGCAUCUACAGCAUUACCCAGGUAUAAGCAUUACUCGGCUGGAGAACUGCUUUGAAAAAUCAGCCAUUUUUAUUUUUGAUCGCAGUCCUUUUGCCUUUUUAAUUUCCACUCUGCCCUUGGUUUUCUUCCGGUGGGGAGACUGGUCUAUUAAAGUGCAACGGGGGCAGCUAGCCCCCACCUGCCCGUCAUCUGACUUACAACCAGCCUAGCGCUUGACACUCCCUUUCACUGGCUCUGGCGCCCCCUGCUGUUGGCCUCCCUGCCUCCCACCCUACCGGUCUGCUUUCCUUCCCCCUUCCAGAACCGACACGAGAUGUUGCUGGUGGAGCCUCUGAACCAGCUCCUGCAGGACAAGUGGGACCGAUUCGUCAAGCACCUCUUCUACUUCAACUUCUUCAUUUACGCUGCCCACAUCGUCAUCCUCACCGUCGCCGCCUAUUACAGGCCAACGAAAAAGCACGGGGAGGUGGUUUAGCUUCGAGAUUCUGGGGUUUCUAGCUCUCUCUUUUUCAUACCAUCCCUUAUGGAUGGGGUUUCUAUGCCUUUUUGCUCCUGGAGUUCUCUUUACCUGCUGAAUUUCUUCCUGAUAUGGAGCUGUGAAAUGCCCCAGGGGUCAGGUUAGGUGGGAACAGGCGUGUGGGGCGUGUGUGCUAUUCCUUUUGAAGUGGGACCUGCAGGAAAACGGUCAAACAGGGUGCUCUUGGCCACACUGCCUGCCUGCCUGCCCCACCCUUUCCCAGGUACUCCAUUCCAUUUUGUCUCUCAGCUUCCACACACCCCCACCGAAUCAGUCAGCACUGCACAGUAAUCAUUGGGCUAUUUUUCAGGUGGGGGCCACUCUCCCCUUUUAAGGAUUUCCCCUCAAGAUCUUAUAUCCUUCUGAAACCUUGCAUGAGUUCCCUCAAGCCUCCUGAUACAGGAUAACAAGUCUUGUGCCAGGUCGCUAGAAGAAGAAUAAGAAGAGUUUUGGAUUUGAUAUCCCACUUUAUCACUACCCGCAGGAGUCUCAAAGCAGCUAACAAUCUCCUUUCCCUUCCUCCCCCACAACAAACCCUCUGUGAGGUGAGUGGGGCUGAGAGACUUCAGAGAAGUGUGACUGGCCCAAGGUCACCCAGCAGCUGCAUGUGGAGGAGCAAGGAAGCAAACCCAGUUCACCGGAUUACGAGUCCACCUCUCUUAACCACUACACCAGGGGUCUGCAACCCGCGGCUCCGGAGCCGCAUGUGGCUCUUUUACACCUUUGCCGCGGCUCCGGGGCGGAUACUAGCGAGGGGAGGAGGCGCAUUGUGCGCCCCGACACUCCCCACUGUGGCGGGCGCUGUACUGGCUGUGAUGUCGCAUGGGGGCGGUGCGUGCGUUAGCCACGCACCGUCCCGCCGUCACCUUACCGCCCGCUGUCAGAUCGCAGCUCCGGAGAUAUAUUUGUUUUAAAUGUUGCAAUGGUUUUGCGGCUCCCAGUUGUUUUUUCUUCGGAAACGGGUCCAAGUGGCUCUUUUUGUCUUAAAGGUUGCAGACCCCUGCACUACACCAUGCUGGCGCUGGCUCUCUAGUCUCAUGGUGUAGGCAGGGAUGAGCUAUCUUACUCUGGCAUUGCUCCUUAAGCCAGACUUGGUGCCCUCCAUUUAAGACCCUCACCAGCCUCAGAGUUGGGGAAGUCUACUUGAAGCACUACGCAUAUUUAUCAUCUCCUAAAACAAUGCCGUAAUUCAAUAGCGUGAUCCUAUGUGAGUUAUCUUGGGAAUGAAUAUGUUCAGUGGGACAUACACCUGGCUUAGUGGUCUUUACUCAUUACAACCUACAGUUAUUAUACUACAGGACAGGGACGGGGAGAGGCUGUACUGUGGCUCAGUUAUCCUGCCCCAGCAAAAAAUUAUCCCCCACUCCAAAGAUCUCCCCCAUUUUUGCAUUUAAAUAUAAAUAAAAAUGGGGUGGGCAGAGAAGUGGUUAAACCUCUCUGCUCUGCCUUCGGCUCUGUUGGGAUUGCAAACCACACACACACGCUCAUCAGAUCACUUAUUUUAUUAGCAAGGAGAGGGCAGUGGCUCCCUCUCCUGAGCUGAUAUGCACAGAUCAGCGGAGGAAGGUGGGAUGGCUGUGUCCUUUGUGAGUCCUGUACGUCCAGGGAGCGUGGGAAAGUGUGGAGUGACCAUGGUCACUGCUGGCGUUUCACCUUUAGAGGGCUGGCCAAGGGCAAAUGGGCCUACUUCCCCCCCAAAAAAUUAGCCACACUCAUUCCUCGUUCACAACCGGGUUCCGGCUUUUGACUCUCUAAAGUUGCACCCUUCUCGUCCACAGCCCCCGUUCGCCUUUAAUUACACGACCAACGAGUAUUUCCGAGUCACCGGGGAGAUCCUGAGUGUGUUGGGGGGUGCCUAUUUCUUCUUCAGAGGGGUAAGAACUUCACCAGAGUCUCUUAUGGGUGGGCAAAGGGUGUAGGUCCCGGGGGAACAUGUGCAUUUUUUCAGCAUGUGCCGUGGGGCCACCCCCUCUGGUCACUGCUCUCUGCCCUCCCUCUGAUCUGCCGCCCUGCACUGAGAGACAGAAACAGAGAAAGCGCUCACACACAAACGCACAAAUGCUUCACUUUCCCAGGGAAUCUGGGUAAAGGUCAGAUCCUGAUUAAUCUGAGCCUUGGAAAUCCCAUAGAACUGGAAAAGGAAGUGGGAAAGAGCAGUACUCUUCCAACUUCCUCCCUUUGUUCUAGGGCACUGUAACUGGUUCUGCCGCACUGGGAGCUGAGGCCAGGGGGUUGCACUCCUAUUUGUCCAUAUUUUACACAAACUGUAUCUGUGGCUUGUGGUUCUAUAUUCAGCCAUGGGAGAGCAUUCCAGAGACAGGGAGCCAUUGCAGAGAAGGCCCCGUUCUCGUGUUAGUCUAAGGCCAUUAAAUGAGUUUCAUGGCUAAGGCUCCAAUCCCAGUCUACUGGGAAGACAGUGUAUCGUCUCUCUGGAUGAAUUUCUUGUCCUUUCUCAUUCAACAAUACAUUAGGAAGGGAGCGUGGCUCACUGGUAGUGCACAUCCUUUGCAUGUUGUCUGGGUUAGGGUAGGUCAUUUUAUUGUGCAUCUGCGUGAGGGGCGGUGGCGGUAAAAGGCUUUACGGGUUUUUGUUGGACUGAAGCUCUUUUCACACCAACCUCUUAUUUAUUCUCCUGCCUUUUUUUCAGAUCAAGUAUUUUAAGCAGAGACAGCCAUCCCUGAAAGCAAUAUUUACGAACAGCUACAGUGAACUUCUCUUGUAAGUGUGGUAUAACCAGCCUUAUAUAACCAACAUGUUUACGUCUAAUUAACACAUGAAGGGGUUAAUUCCAUAGAGUAAGCUGUCCUGUCAGGUUUAGCAUUGUCCCUCACCUUGGGUAUAAUGAGGUAACCAAGCCUUUCUUCUCCUCCCAGUCUACCUGAGAAGCUUAGCAUGUUAAGAGGUUUUGAGGUGCUUGCUGCAGCUCAGACCACGUGGCUCUUACAAGCCUCUCUUGAGUUUCCAUACCAAUAAUUUGGGAACUUUCACCACUUGGCCAAGUUUUAUCUGCCUAUGAAACUUUUCUGACAUAUGGAAAACAGCAUGAAGCUGACCUUUGAAGGGUUUGUAAGUAAACCAGUUUUUAACUUACCAAACGUGGUCUUUUCCUAUUCUGAGUGCAGUUUUGGAACUCUCAACAACAUAUUGUAAAGGUAUCUAACAGAUUGUAUUUCCACAUUUUACUUUGCUGCAUGUUUUGGGAUUUUAAAUCUCUGCUGGGAUUCACUCACCAAAGGGCACCUGGAACUUGGCAUCCAGGGAAUUCUCAUUUCUUUUUGCCAGUUUUUCCUUGAACCAACAGUAGACAUCCCUUUUACGUGUUUUAAAGUGAGUGGCAGUGUGGUGUAGUGGUUAGAGCGUUGCACUAGGAAGACCAGGGAUCAAAUCUCCCAAGCUUGACUCCUCCUGUUGCCCACUCAGCUUCAUCCACUCUGUCCUGAUCCUGGGCUCAGCGAUCCUGUACUUCAGCAAGCAAGAACUCUAUGUCAUCCUCAUGGUCUUCGCCUUGGCCCUGGGCUGGACCAACCUGCUCUAUUACACUCGUGGCUUCCAGCAGAUGGGGAUUUACUCAGUCAUGCUGGAGAAGGUCAGUCUGGGAUAACAGGGGCAAUGGGUAGCAGAGGCUAGUCCCUUGGGGCGAAGGGUUCACUGCAUGAGCCCACCCUCAUCCAGUUGGGUCCUGGUUCUCUCUUCCCACUCACCCUUCCACCUCUUUUUUGCAGAUGAUGCUGAGAGACCUGUGUCGUUUCAUCGUGGUGUACCUCCUUUUCCAUUUGGGCUUUUCGACAGGUAACGGAGUGACUGUUUUGGAUUCUUUUUGGUGGGGUUGGAGAGAGGACGAAAGCGAACAACUACAGACGUGUGCUGGUGCUGCAAAAGCUGGGUGGGUUAGUUCAGAGAUGGGGGAGAAACUGGCUUGGGAUCUACCAGUACAAUUUGCAAGAAGAUCAGCAAGGCUUUUCCAGUUCCCAAUUUCCCCAGAGACCGAAGUGACAUUUGCACUGUUCUCAGAACAUCCCAGUCACCAAGGAGAAAUGGCUGGUAAUAAUAAUAAUAAUAAAUUUUAUUUAUACCCCGCCCUCCCCAGCCGAAGCUGGGCUCAGGGCAGCUAACAACAAUCAAAAUAAUCCAACAUUCUAAAAACCUUUCAUUAUAAAAAUUAAUUAAAAUCAAAUUGAUGGCAACCAUUAAGCCAAAUUCUGUGCAGAUUGCCAGAGGAGGGGGUCAGGCUGCGCCCUGACCAAAGACCUGGUGGAACAGCUCUGUCUUACAGGCCCUGUGGAAAUAUGUCAGGUCCCGCAGGGCCCUAGUAUCUUGUGACAGAGCGUUCCACCAGAUCGGAGCCACGGCCGAGAAAGCCCUGGCUCUAGUUGAGGCCAGCCUAACCUCUCUGUAGCCUGGGAUCUUCAGGAUGUUUUUAUUUGCAGACCGUAAGUUUCUCUGUGGGGCAUACCAGGAGAGGCGGUCCCGUACGUACAAGGGUCCUAGGCCGUAUAGGGCUUUAAAGGUUAAAACCAGCACCUUAAACCUGAUCCUGUACUCCACCGGGAGCCAGUGCAGCUGGUAUAGUACCGGAUGAAUGUGAUCUCGCAGCGAAGACCCCAUAAGGAGUCUCGCCGCGGCAUUCUGCACCCGCUGGAGUUUCUGGGUCAGUCUCAAGGGCAGCCCCACAUAGAGUGAGUUACAAUAAUCCAGUCUGGAGGUGACCGUCGCGUGGAUCACAGUGGCUAGGUCAGGGCGAGAGAGAUAAGGAGCCAACUGCUUAGCUUGGCAGAGAUGAAAAAAUGCCGCCUUUGUUAUAGCUGUAAUCUGCGCCUCCAUAGAGAGGGAGGUAUCGAAGAUUACACCCAAACUCUUAACGGACGAUGCUGGCACUAAUUGCACCCCCGCAAGAGAUGGGAGUUGCCCCCUCAAUCCCAUAUCGUCCCGUCCCAGCCAGAGGACCUCUGUCUUCGAAGGAUUUAACUUCAACCGGCUCCCACGUAACCAUCCAGCCACAGCUUCCAGACAUCUGGUCAGUGUGUCUGGGGCCGAGUCAGGAUGGCCAUCCAUCAACAGAUAGAGUUGGGUGUCAUUGGCAUACUGAUGGCAACCCAGCCCAAAACUCCAGACAAGCUGGGCGACGGGGCGCAUAAAGAUGUUAAAAAGCAUCGGGGAGAGAAUCGCACCCUGAGGCACUCCACACACCAAGGAGUGGCGCGAUGACAAUUCCCCCCCCCCCAAGCGCCACCCUCUAUCCCCAACCAGAGAGAAACGAGCGCAGCCAUUGAAGGACUGUGCCCUGGAUCCCCACGUCGGCAAGGCGGUGGUCCAGGAGUUCGUGAUCGACCAUGUCGAAGGCUGCUGACAGGUCUAGAAGAAUCAGCAGCCCCGACCCGCCUCGAUCCAGCUGCCUGUGGAGAUCAUCUGUUAGGGCGACCAGAGCCGUCUUGGUCCCAUGACCAGCGCGGAAGCCGGACUGGAAUGGAUCCAGAGCCGAUGUUUCAUCCAGAAACCUGCCAAGCUGUUCAGCAACUGCUCUCUCAAUCACCUUACCCAGGAAUGGAAGAUUAGAAACCGGGAGGUAAUUGGAUAGAUCUAAGGGAUCUAAUGAUGUUUUCUUUAAGAGCGGGCACACCACUGCCUCCUUCAGUUCUCCUGGGAAUAUCCCAGUGCCAAGGGACAAAUUGAUGAUAUCCCCCAGGAGGGCCCGCACCUCAUCUGGACACGCUCUAAUCAGCCAGGACAGGCACGGGUCGAGAGGACAGGUGGUGGGCUUUCCAGCUCGGAGGAGUCUGUCCACAUCGGCUGGGGAUAUCCGGUCAAAGUGGUCCAAUACUGGACCCAAGGACAGUCGAGGGGCCUCCAGUUCCUUUAUUGUAUCCAAAUUGGCAGGGAGGUCAUGGCGGAGCAACAAGACCUUCUCCGCAAAAAAGCUCGCAAAUGCCUCACAGCUGUGUGUCAAAUUGUUAUUUAAAUUUGGCUGUCCUUCAAGGGACGUUAAAGACCUAAUUAUACUAAAUAAUUGUGCUGGGCGAGAGCUAGCGGAGGCAAUGGAGGCCGAGAAGUAGGACUUCUUAGCGGCCUUCACCGCCAUCUCGUAGGUUUUCAUAAAAGCCCUAUAAGAUGUUCUUGAGGCUCCGUCACGGGCACCCCGCCAUACUCGCUCUAGCCGUCUGAGGUCCCGCUUCAUUUUCCGAAGCUCCUCGGUAAACCAGGGAGCCCGGUUUCUGCAGGGUCGCAGAGGGCGCCUAGGUGCAAUCUCAUCGAUGGCUGCUAGGAGCUGGAUAAAUAAAUAAGUAGAGGCAAAUUUGUCCAUUUAUCAUUCUUCUCACUCUUCAGUUCACUUCUUCACAUUUCCCAUCAGUUUGCAAUUAUUAUUUUUAUGCCCGCUUCCCCCCCAGUAAGUGUGAUUUUGAACAGAAUGCUUUGCUGAAGAACUGCAUUGCAAGGGACGAUUCUGAAAGCCGGCUGUAUUGCGGUUGGUGAAGGGCUUUGCAAAAUGUGGAUUAAGUACUUUUGCCUUGGAAUGUGAACUGAAUUGGGUUACUUCCUCGUUCCCUAGCUGUCGUGACCCUCAUUGAGGAGGACGACGAGCUGCUGGCACAGAACCAAACUCACAGUACCUGUCAAUCAAAGUGCCGACCCUCCUACAACAACUUCUACUCCACCUGCCUAGAGCUUUUCAAGUUCACGAUUGGGAUGGGAGACUUGGAGUUCACAGACAGUUACCACUUCAGGUUUGCCUCCCCGCUCCCCUUUUCUUUUAACGCAUGUAAACUAUUUUGUUCUGACGUUUUCAGACUUAUGUGAACAGUUCUGGCCGCCUCGUCUCAGACAGGAUAUUGUAGAGUCGGAAAAGGUUCAACUGAGAUGGUCUAAGGGGUGGAGCAAACUCCCCUUUGGAGAAAAGGUUGCAGAGUUUGGGACUUUUUAGUUUAGAAAAAAGGUGCGUCCAGUGAAGCUGAAUGUUGGAAGAGUGAGGAGACAUAAAAGGAAGCGCUUUUUCACACAGCGCAGAAAUUAUGGAACUCACUUCCACAAGAAGCAGGGAUGCCCACCAACCUGUAAUAAUAAUUAUUUAUUAUUCAUACCCCGCCCAUCUGGCUGGGCUUCCCCAGCCACUCUGGGCGGCUUCCAACAGAAUAUUAAAAUACAGUAAUGCAUCAAACAUUAAAAGCUUCCCUAAACAGGGCUGCCUUCAGAUGUCUUCUAAAAGUCUGGUAGUUGUUGUUCUCUUUGACAUCUGGUGAGAGGACGUUCCACAGGGCGGGUGCCACUACCGAGAAGGCUCUCUGCCUGGUUCCCUGUAGCUUUUCUUCUCGCAAUGUGGGAACCGCCAGAAGGCCCUCAGCACUGGAUCUCAGUGUCCGGGCAGAACAAUGGGGGUGGAGACGCUCCUUCAGGUAUACUGGACCGAAGCCAUUUAGGGCUUUAAAGGUCAACACCAACACUUUGAAUUGUGCUCGGAAACGUACUGGGAGCCAAUGUACUGUAGGUCUUUCAAGACGGUGUUAUGUGGUCUCGGCAGCCGCCCCCAUUCUCCAGUCUAGCUUCCGCAUUCUGGAUUAAUUUCAGUUUCCGGGUCACCUUCAAAGGUAGCCCCACGUAGAGCGCAUUGCAGUAGUCCAAGCGGGAGAUAACCAGAGCAUGCACCACUCUGGCGAGCCAGUCUGCGGGCAGGUAGGGUCUCAGCCUGCGUACCAGCUGGAGCUGGGAGACAGCUGCCCUGGAUACAGAAUUGACCUGCACCUCUAUGGACAGCUGCGAGUCCAGAAUGACUCCCAGGCUGCGCACCUGGUCCUUCAGGGGCACAGUUGCCCCAUUCAGGAUCAGGGAGUCUUCCACACCUGCCCGCCUCCUGUCCCCCCAAAACAGUACUUCUGUCUUGUCAGGAUUCAGCUUCAAUCUGUUAGCCGCCAUCCACCCUCCAUCUGCCUCCAGACACUCACACAGGACCUUCACCACUUGUAGGCUUUGAAAGAGGAUUAGACAAAUUUAUGGAGAAGUGACUACCGAUGGCUACUAGCCAUGAAGGCUCUUCUCUUCCUCCACAGCUGAAGGCAGCAAUGCUUCUGAAUGCCAGUGGCUGGAAACCACAGGAGGGGAGAGGGCUGCUCUUGUGUUCGAAUCCUGCCUGCUAGUUUCCCCACAGACACCUGGUUGGCCACUCUAAGAACAAGAUGCUGGGCUGGCUAGCCAUUGGCCUGAUCCAGCAGGCUCUUCUUGUGUUCUAAUAAGAAUGCGUGCAAUUACAAAAAGUUAAUAUAAAUCAUUAAAACCUGGGGGGGAACCUCAUAAUAGAGUAAAUACAUCCUUAAUUGUUCAGAGGCAGUGGGGCAGGAGAGGGCAUUCUCUGUGGUAGCCCCUAAGCCACAUAACUCCCUCUCCACAUACGUGCAUCCAGCAUUUGACACUUGAGAGAUGCGUUUCAGGAUCCAACCUAUUUCUGUGGUUGUAAUUUGUUUUUUUUUAAAUGUUUUUAAUACUGAAUUUUAAAUUGUUGUAAGCCGCCCUGGGACCCGCUGGUGAAGGGCACAUCUGAGUAGUUGGUAGUAGUAGCAAUAGUAAUUGAUAUAACCAAUUUAUUUGCAUCAGUUGCCCCAAAUUGUAAAGAAUAACUACUGAAGUUAUAGGAAACACUUACAAUUUAUAAUACAGUGGUACCUCGGGUUAAGAACUUAAUUUGUUCCGGAGGUCCGUUCUUAACCUGAAACUGUUCUUAACCUGAGGUACCACUUUAGCUAAUGGGGCCUCCCGCUGCCGCCGCGCGAUUUCUGUUCUCAUCCUGAGGUAAAGUUCUUAACCUGAGGUACUAUUUCUGGGUUAGCGGAGUCUGUAACUUGAAGCAUCUGUAACCUGAAGCGUCUGUAACCCGAGGUACCACUGUAAUUAAGAGUGCUGUUUUCGUAUACACCCUAAAUCAUCUUCAGUUCCUUUUCAUCAGUUCAACCAAAUUACAAACUAUGGACAUCAAACCUUUAACUUAACAGGAGAUCCUUGUGAUUUAUAAGUAUAAAAUGUGCUGUUCUGAACUCCCUCCCUCCCUCUGUCUAUCUUUCUUAUGGACCUGUUUGCCCAGGGCAUUCACACAGUUACCUGUAUUUCCUAAUUUUGCCGUUAGUUUCACUACCUUUAGUUCCCCACGCUUCAGGUCAGUCUUCACCAUCCUGUUGGUGACUUACGUCAUAGUCACGUACAUCCUCCUCCUCAACAUGCUCAUCGCCCUGAUGGGAGAAACGGUCAACAAGAUUUCUCAGGAGAGCAAAAGCAUUUGGAAGCUCCAGGUGAGUCCGGCUUCUGAUCAGCGUCUCGGCCUCGGUGUGUCUGUGAUAGGAAUUUUGAGAUCUUAGAUAUAUGAUAAUGUUCAUAACCGCACGUACAUAGAUCAGCACAGGAAGACCGACCUGAAGCCAUUUUGAUUUCUAAACUGAGCAAACGUUUUCUCUGCAAGGUCAAAGUGGGAAACCUCCCCAUUGUCUUUUCCUUCACAAAUCCUGUCUUAAGGGUAUGUCUGUGUUUGAAUAGGGUGUGAGCCUGUGACCUGGCUCAGGAACUAAGUACUUAUCACUACAAAAGACUGGCCAGGCUCCCCAGGAAAUCCAAUCAAGUAACCUGCCAGACAGGAGAUGAACAACAACAGGAGAAAAACAAUAUUCAAAUUUCUGUUUUAGACUGCCUUUUCUGUGAUGUAGGUGUGAUGUAUCUGAGGGGUGGUCUUAGGUUACACCCCUUCUGUGAUGUAUGUAUGAUGUUUCUGGGGGUGGUCUUGAUCUACAGGGUGGCAAUUUCAAAAGUCUUUAUAAGACCUUGCAUGCCAUUUUUCUGGGUUCCUCCUCUCUCCUGCUUGUGAGGGGAGCACCCUGUUGCAACAGAUCAAUAAAGAUCAAGCUUACUAGCUGCUUUGCUUCUCAAUAUUCUCUGGUUGGCCUCUGUUAUUCUCUCCUACCAAUAGGGAACCUAUGUAAGGACUCUGUAUGGGCUCUUGGAUACCCCAUAAGGGAAAAGGGCAAUUUUUGUUUGCAACAUGUCUUUGCUGAGUGAGUUCAGCCAGCCUUGGGUUAGGGUCGGGAGGCUCUGGAAAACGCAGGAAUUAAGAGUCUCAGGCUUUACCAACUCAGAUAUAUAUAUAUAUUUCCACCCAGAGAGCCAUCACCAUCUUGAACAUCGAGAACAGCUAUUGGAACUGCAUUGUCAACUCCUUCCGAUCUGGGAAACAAGUUCUGGUGGGGACUACUCCGGACGGGAAAAACGAUUACCGCUGGUGCUUUAGGUAAUUCUGGUUCCCCUCUCUGUACGCCUUGGGAUGACAAGGAAAUAGAGGCUGUCAGGCCAAGCCAAAACAUCCCACCCACCACCUGCCAAUUACCCACCACCCGCCAAUUCUGUGGUCCCAUUCUCAGGCUGCAAAAUUGUGGCCAUGGACAGGUAAGAACUUUUGAAGCUUUUCAGGGACUGGGUGUGUGGAAGUUGCCAGCCCUCCUCACAGCUCUGGUCAGCUGGCAAGUCACCCUUUUGUAUUCCCCAGAAAGCCCUGCCUGCUUGAGAUUCUUGGAGUCACGUGUUUACACUGUUCUGGGUUGUAGCAAACUGUUUGCUAAUGGUAACAGGAAGUGACGGUGUAGCAGUAAAUUUUGAAGUACAAGAGCUCAUCUUGAGAGACAUAUCCUGCAUAGCUACAUCCUCAAGGAAGUUCUGUUGCCAACCCCUCUCCAAACAGCAUAAAAAAAAUUUGCAGGCAUCUGUGUUAUUUGUAUAUUUACACACAGAUAGCCAAAAAGUGUAUAGUGCAUUUUCCUGACAUGGUACCCAACUGAUUUGGACCAGCAUCACUACAAUCCUAGUUUCCUGGGAGCAAAUGCCCUUGUAAAACACAUUUGCGCUUCAACAAAAGAUCUUCUGCCAGCUGAAAUGCAAUGCUUAGCCUUUAUUAGAAAGCCAAACAUGUGAACCACUAGCAUGAAGCAGGGACUCCAUGAAAGGAAAGGAAAGCUGUAUCCAGCCUCAGCCUGAGCACAUCUGAAGGCAGCCCUGUUUAGGGAAGUUUUUAAUGACUGAUGUUUUAAUGUAUUUUUAGUCUUUUGUUGGAAGCCACCCACAGUGGCUGGGGAGACCCAGCCAGAUGGGCAGGGUAGAAAUAAUAAUAAUAAUAAUAAUAAUAAUAAUAAUAAUAAUAUAUUAUUAUUUUCCUCAUUCUCUGGUUUCUGCCAUGCUCAUCCGUCCCAUUAUCUCCUCAUUAUCUCCCCAUUCCUCACUGCCAUCAGUGGUCUGUCAAUUCCCCUGAUGGAUGAUGUAAUUGCUCCUGUUCUGUCAAAAAAAGAAGUAGCAGUCUCAGAGCUGGGCUGCCCCCCCACAUUCCCUCCCCAACUGCGUUGCUGCUAGGGGGAGACCUGACCACGUUUGCUUCUCCUGAACAGGGUGGAUGAGGUGAACUGGUCCACAUGGAACACCAAUCUGGGCAUCAUCAACGAAGACCCUGGUGGAUACAGCGAGGAGCUGAAACGGAACCUGAGCUUUUCUUUCAAAUAUGGGAGAGGUGAGGAAAUAUAUUCCUUGUGACUGGGCGGUGGGAGCCUUUUGCAAACAGUACAUUUUUCCAGAGUGAAUGGAGCCCAGGUGUUACUCAGUUGAUGUUCUCUGCGGUGGGGGGACCCCAAGGAACUACCUGGUGUGGACUGAGCAUGCUCAGUGUGCACAGAAUGCUGGUUGUGGGAGGGACAGAAAACUAGGUGGAGUGGUGGGGGAGAGAAUGGAAUGGAGUUUCCUAGAGAAGGGUAUGGCUGGCAGAACCUAGUAAACAGGGGUGCUGUACACUGCUUUUAAUUGUUGGUCUUGUGGCGAGAAAGGCUAUUGGUGUGAGUAGGGGGGAAAGGUUAUAUAGGUAGGUAUCUCUGCAAGGAAAACUGGGAGGUAAGAGGUGGAGCCGGAGAAACUGUGUGCUGUUCAUAUUUUGUUCUUUUUAAAUGCCACUGCCAGCUGCACUGAGCUCAGCCACGUUUCUGGAAAAUCGGCGCGCAAGUGUCAAAUCGAAACAAAAGCCAAUCCCCGUGUCAGUUUCAGGGAAAAACUGGAAGACCUUGGUCCCAAUCCGGAGAGAUGGAAAACGAGAAGGGUCGCUCAAGCCCAUUUCGGAAGACGGCACGGAUUCAGAAGAGCAAGGCCCCCGGAAGAAAUCUCUCCCCAAGUUUGUCCACUUUUUUUGGUCUCUCUUCAUCUUCUGCAAGGUUUUUAAUUCUAGAAACGAGGAAAUUGGAUGUAGGCAAAAAAUGCCUUUUUAAUCGUUAGAAGGAUACAGGCAAACAGUGGGUCAAAUACCUUUUCUCCAUGGGGCCUGAUUUCGGGACGACAGGUUGCUGGUUGAUGAAUACAAUACCCCUAAACAUUUUUUAAAAAAUUGCAAGCUAAGUCUCCUAAUAUAUUUAGGGUAGAGAUGGGGACCUCCACCAGGAUCCAAAUAUGGCCUCCCAGGCCUCUCUAUCUGAACUUUAAAAAUGAGAAACUGGGAGAAACCGAGGAUUUGUGCCCCACCUCCCUGGCUAGAAUCCUUCUCUGAGUGAGACCCUAGAGUCAUAGAACUGUAGAGUUGGGAGGGACCCCAAGGGGUCAUCUAGUCCAACCCCUGUAAUGCAGGAACCUUGGAGGGCUGCUGCCAGCCAGUGUAGGCAAUACUGAGUUAAGGUGGAUGAAUCUAUCAGUUGUGGUUUAUCUCCGUUUCUUGUUUUUCCCGUCUCGAGUUCAAUUAAGCUCCCUACAUUCAGGUGGAUUUAAAUGGCACAUUAAAAUUUAUACUUAUUUUGAUCCUGGGUGGGGGCAGAGGGUGUGUGUGGGGGAGCCCCUUAAAAUUAUUCUAAUUGUACACUUCUGUUUGUUUCAUUUACAGCCCUGUCUUAUGAUUUUGGGAAGCUGCUGAAUCAGUGGAAGAAUCUCCCCGCCAAACCUUCUGUUAUGUUGUGGCAAAAAAUGUGUGUGUGUAUAUAUGUGUGUAUGUGUAUGUGUGUGAGAGAGAGAGAAAGAGAGAGAGAGAGAGAGAGAGAGAGAGAGAGAGAGUUGUUAAACAAGCGUCC